GAAUACAGUGUCCAACUGACAUUCCGAGAACAAUGGUUAGAUGAACGACUUAAAUUCGACGACAUACAAGGUCGUCUCAAGUAUUUAACAUUGACCGAAGCAAAUCGUGUUUGGAUGCCGGAUUUGUUCUUCUCAAACGAAAAAGAGGGACACUUCCACAAUAUUAUCAUGCCAAAUGUCUAUAUCCGAAUCUUCCCAAACGGCUCCGUACUUUAUAGUAUACGGAUAUCAUUAACAUUGGCGUGCCCAAUGAACUUGAAAUUGUAUCCAUUGGAUCGACAAGUUUGCUCGCUACGAAUGGCUAGCUACGGUUGGACCACGGCUGAUUUGGUGUUCUUGUGGAAAGAAGGUGAUCCGGUGCAAGUGGUAAAGAAUCUGCACCUACCACGCUUCACAUUAGAGAAAUUCUUAACCGAUUACUGUAACAGCAAAACCAACACAG
Sitodiplosis mosellana (orange wheat blossom midge) is the source of this 442-nucleotide messenger RNA. Its product is annotated as glutamate-gated chloride channel-like. The record is from RefSeq and is a predicted model, not a curated record. Gene Ontology annotation, molecular function: neurotransmitter receptor activity; extracellular ligand-gated monoatomic ion channel activity; chloride channel activity. Gene Ontology annotation, biological process: regulation of membrane potential; nervous system process; chloride transmembrane transport. Gene Ontology annotation, cellular component: membrane; synapse; neuron projection. The annotation marks the transcript as partial. The transcript is spliced from 3 exons. Lineage: Eukaryota; Metazoa; Arthropoda; Insecta; Diptera; Cecidomyiidae.